Etheostoma spectabile (orangethroat darter) is the source of this 7716-nucleotide messenger RNA. It is a transcript of the gene chd3, whose product is annotated as chromodomain helicase DNA binding protein 3. The transcript is spliced from 40 exons. Gene Ontology annotation, cellular component: NuRD complex; nucleus; chromatin. Gene Ontology annotation, molecular function: chromatin binding; ATP-dependent chromatin remodeler activity; DNA binding. The record is from RefSeq and is a predicted model, not a curated record. Lineage: Eukaryota; Metazoa; Chordata; Actinopteri; Perciformes; Percidae. The coding region runs from base 366 to 6728 and encodes 2120 amino acids. Gene Ontology annotation, biological process: chromatin remodeling.
ACAAUGUAACUUACAUGCAGUCACACACCCCUUUCUCUUGUAACAAUGUGUACGUUUUUACGGAGGGAGGGGGCGCGCAGAGGGAGAAAGAGAGACGGAGAGAGAUAGAGAAAGGAGGAGGGGGGUGCGUUCUGAAAUAAUAUAGUCAGCCAUUUUUUAUGUAAGGGGAUUUUUUUUCUUAUUGGGGGGGUUGUUAAAAAAUAAAUAUAAGAGGGCGGCCAUCUUUGUUGCUCUGCCUAGUGUAAAAUAUUUCAAAACGCCCCCCACUUUUUUCUGUGCCGAUUUGAAUAUUAAAUAAAUAUUACACAUUCGGGGCAAGAAUAUGCUUUUUUGAAUACAAGGACGGAUCCAAUGACAGGAAUAUAAUGUCCUCUCCUCUCCGAUCCUGUGAGGAAGACGAGGGCAUGGUGGUUAAUUCCGAGGGAGGAGAUUUUGAUGAAGAAGACGACGACCGAGACCUAGACGAGAACGCAAGCGACAUAAACUCGCCGGCGGCGCCUCGGGAAACUGCAACAUCAGCCGCGCCAGACGAAGAGGCAGAUAUAUCAGACAGAGAGGUCCCGUGCAGGAAGAAAGGGCGGCCGAAGAAAAAGAAGGACACAAAGAAGAAAGACAAAGAGGGGAAACCUGUCAAAGCAAAAAAACGCAAGAAGAUUGACAGCGAUGUAGAGAGAGACUCGGACAGAGAAAGAGACUACGGCGAGAACUCGGACAGCAUAGCCAGUGACUAUGGAUCUGGAGAGAAAAAGAAAAAGAAGAAACAUAAAGAAAGGAAGGAGAAGAAAACCAAGAAGAAGAAAAAAGUCGAUGGCGACCGAGACAGCAGUCAGGAGGAAUCAACAAAGCAGCCAAUAGAGCAGAAGACCUCGGCCCAGCUGGCGAAGGAGUGGGGUCUGGAGGAUGUUGACCAUACCUUCACAGAGGAGGACUACAGGGAACUCACCAACUACAAAGCCUUCAGCCAGUUCAUGAGGCCGAUGAUAGCCAAGAAGAAUCCUAAGAUCCCCAUGUCAAAGAUGAUGACUAUCCUGGGGGCCAAGUGGAGAGAGUUCAGCUCUAACAACCCCUUCAAGGGCAACGCUGCUGCUGUCGCGGCAGCCGCAGCAGCUGCUGCGAUCGCUGUUGCUGAGCAGGUCUCCACAGCGAAUGCCUCGCCUGAGCCACCGCCACCGCCACCGCCACCGCCACCGCCACCGCCACCAAUCAGAAAGGCAAAGACGAAAGAAGGAAAAGGCCCUGGCUUUAAAAAGCGCAGUAAAAGUCCCCGAGUCCUGGAUAAGAAAAAGGCUGCCGCGAAGGCUAAAAAGAUGGCACCCAUUCGUAUAAAGCUAUCACCUAUAGGUGCCAAGAGGAAGAAGAGUUGCUCAAGCGAGGACAUGGAUGAGGAUGAGUCGGAGCAGGAGGACUCCAGCGUUCACAGCUCCUCGGUUCGCUCCGACAGCUCUGGUCGCGUCAAGAAGAACAAGCGAGGACGGCCUGCCAAAAAGAAGAAGAAAAUUACAAUACCAGGUGAAGAGGAUGGAGACGGCUAUGAAACGGAUCAUCAGGACUACUGUGAGGUGUGUCAGCAGGGCGGAGAGAUCAUCCUGUGUGACACUUGUCCUCGAGCUUACCACCUCGUCUGCCUUGAGCCUGAGCUGGACAAGGCCCCCGAGGGCAAGUGGAGCUGCCCGCACUGCGAAAAAGAAGGAAUCCAGUGGGAAGCAAAGGACGAGGACUUUGAGGAUUUUGAGGAGGACAGCGAGGACAGAGUGAUCUCAGAGGUCAGCAUCGGGGUCCCCGCCGGGGCGGAGGAGGAAGAUGAUGACCACAUGGAGUUCUGUCGGGUGUGUAAAGACGGAGGUGAACUGUUGUGCUGCGACACCUGCACCUCCUCCUACCACAUCCACUGUCUAAACCCGCCGCUGCCAGAGAUCCCCAAUGGAGAGUGGCUGUGUCCGCGAUGCAUGUGUCCGCCUAUUAAAGGACGUGUCCAGAAGAUCCUCCACUGGAGAUGGGGUGAACCUCCGCCUCCCAUCCCGGUUCCCCCCCCUCCUGACGCACCACCUGAUGCCCCCCCGCCGCCACCUAUGAAGGGCAGAGCCGAGAGAGAGUUCUUUGUCAAGUUGACUGGGCAGUCCUACUGGCAUUGUACCUGGAUCACUGAGCUGCAGUUGGAGAUCUUUCACUCUGUGAUGUUCAGAAACUACCAGAGAAAGACGGACAUGGACGAGCCUCCCAGCCUGGAUUACGGCUCGGGCGGAGAGGACGAGAAUGGAGUGGGAAAGAGCGAGAAGAGGAGGGCCAAGGACCCCCAGUACGCCAUACUAGAAGACAAGUACUACAGAUUUGGCAUCAAGCCUGAGUGGAUGAUGAUCCACCGCAUCAUCAACCACAGUGUGGAUAAGAAGGGGACGUACCACUACCUGGUGAAAUGGAGGGACCUGACCUAUGACCAGUGUACCUGGGAGCGAGACGACAUGGACAUCCCAGACUUUGCAAUUUACAAGGGCAACUACUGGAAGCACAGAGAUGCAAUAAUGAAGGAGGAUCCAGACAAACCCAGGAGGAUGAGGAGCAAGAUCCAGGAGGGUGAAGAGGAGUCGCCUGCCUCGCCGGUCACUGAUCCUACAAUAAAAUACGAGGAACAGCCCGACUUUGUCACAUCGACGGGGGGGACGCUGCACCUGUACCAGCUGGAGGGUCUGAACUGGCUUCGGUUUUCCUGGGCUCAGGGUACCGACACCAUCCUGGCAGACGAGAUGGGCCUGGGCAAGACCAUCCAGACCAUCGUCUUCCUCUACUCACUCUUUAAAGAGGGUCACACUAAGGGUCCGUUCCUGGUCAGCGCUCCGCUCUCCACCAUCAUCAACUGGGAGAGGGAGUUUGAGAUGUGGGCGCCCGACUUCUACGUGGUGACAUACACGGGAGACAAGGACAGCCGAGCUAUCAUCAGAGAGAACGAGUUCUCCUUCGACGACACGGCUGUCAAAGGAGGGAAGAAGGCCUUCAAACUGAGGAGAGAGGCUCCUAUCAAAUUCCACGUGCUGCUGACCUCCUACGAGUUGGUGACCAUCGACCAGACGGCGCUCAAGUCCAUCGACUGGGCCUGUCUGGUGGUUGACGAGGCUCACCGGCUCAAGAAUAACCAGUCCAAGUUUUUCAGGCGUCUGAACGACUACAAGAUCGACCACAAGCUGCUGCUGACAGGAACUCCACUACAGAACAACCUGGAGGAGCUGUUUCACCUGCUCAACUUCCUCACACCCAACCGCUUCAAUAACCUUGAAGGCUUCUUGGAAGAGUUUGCCGACAUCUCCAAGGAGGACCAGAUCAAGAAGCUCCACGACCUGCUGGGGCCUCACAUGCUGCGGAGGCUGAAGGCAGACGUCUUCAAGAACAUGCCCUCCAAGACCGAGCUGAUUGUCAGAGUGGAGCUGAGUCCUAUGCAGAAAAAAUACUACAAGCUGAUUCUGACCAAGAACUUUGAAGCUCUGAACUCAAAAGGUGGAGGAAACCAGGUCUCCCUGCUCAACAUUAUGAUGGAUCUAAAGAAGUGCUGCAACCAUCCCUACCUCUUCCCUGUCGCCUCCAUGGAAGCCCAAAAAACCCCAGCCGGUGCUUACGAGGGGUCGGCCCUCACCAAGGCCUCUGGGAAACUGACGCUGUUGCAGAAGAUGCUGAGUAAACUGAAAGAGCAGGGGCACCGAGUACUGGUCUUCUCACAGAUGACUAAGAUGCUGGAUUUACUAGAAGACUUCUUAGACCAUGAAGGUUACAAGUAUGAAAGAAUUGAUGGAGGGGUCACAGGAGCGCUGAGACAAGAGGCCAUCGACCGCUUCAAUGCUCCUGGUGCUUGUCAGUUUUGUUUCUUGCUCUCCACCAGAGCGGGAGGUUUAGGCAUCAACUUGGCCACAGCCGACACAGUUGUCAUCUUCGACUCUGACUGGAACCCUCACAAUGACAUACAGGCGUUCAGUCGAGCCCACCGAAUCGGGCAAGCCAACAAGGUGAUGAUCUACCGCUUCGUGACGCGAGCCAGCGUGGAGGAGCGCAUUACCCAGGUGGCCAAGAGGAAGAUGAUGCUGACCCACCUGGUGGUCCGGCCAGGCCUGGGGUCCAAAGCUGGCUCCAUGUCCAAACAGGAACUAGACGACAUCCUCAAGUUUGGAACAGAAGAGCUCUUCAAGGAUGAAGUAGAACGGAUGAAGAACAGUUCGGGGGAUAAAGUUGAGGACGAGGGCAGCGUGAUCCACUACGACAGUGUUGCCAUCGAGAGGCUGCUGGACAGAAGCCAAGACGCCACAGACGACUCAGACGUCCAGAACAUGAACGAGUACCUCAGCUCCUUCAAAGUGGCUCAGUACAUGGUCCGAGAGGAGGAUAAGAUCGAGGAGAUAGAGCGGGAGAUCAUCAAACAGGAGGAGAACGUGGAUCCGGAUUAUUGGGAGAAACUGUUAAGGCAUCACUACGAGCAGCAACAAGAGGACCUGGCGAGCAAACUGGGCAAAGGCAAGAGGAACCGCAAGCCUGUCAACUACAACGAUGCUGCACAGGAAGACCAAGAUAACCAGUCCGAGUAUUCAGUGGGCUCCGAGGAGGAGGACGAGGACUUUGAUGAUCGGCCAGAAGGUCGACGGCAGUCACGUCGCCAGUUGAGAAAUGAGAAGGAUAAACCUCUGCCUCCUCUUUUGGCCAGAGUAGGAGGCAACCUUGAGGUGCUGGGCUUUAACACACGCCAGCGAAAGGCUUUCCUGAACGCAGUGAUGCGCUGGGGAAUGCCGUCUCAGGAUGCUUUCUCCUCUCAGUGGCUGGUCAGAGACCUCAGGGGCAAGACUGAGAAAGAAUUCAAAGCUUACGUGUCUCUCUUCAUGCGUCACUUAUGCGAGCCAGUGGCUGACGGGGCGGAGACGUUUGCAGAUGGUGUGCCGAGGGAGGGCCUGUGUCGCCAGCCAGUCCUCACCCGCAUUGGCGUCAUGUCUCUUGUCAAGAAGAAGAUCCAGGAGUUUGAGCACAUCAACGGGCGGUGGAGCCUUCCAGAGCUCAAGCCUGAGGUCAUCAUAAACAAAUCCUCCUCCAGGGCCUCCUCUCCGGUCGUUAAGACCACCACGCCCACCCCCGAAGCCAGCUAUAACAACACACCUUGCACCUCAGAGCCAGCAACCCCUGCUCCAUCAGACAAGCUGGAAAAGAACGGAAAGGAGGGAGAGAAGGACAAAGAGGAAGGCGAAGCCCUGUCCGAUAAAGAGAAAGUGAAGGAGAAAGAAAAGGAUGAGGGGAAAGAGGUGGACAGCAACAGGACUUCAGAGCCUGAAGAGCUUUCCUCCACGACAAAAGACACAUCCCAAAAUGCAUCCCCCAGUCAAAAACACGAAGACAAAGAGGACAGUGACGUGCAAAAAGAGGAGAAGAAGGAAACAACUGACAAUUCAGCUGCCACAACAGAGGAGAAAAAGGUACAAGAGGAGACUAAAGAAGAGAAAAAACAAGACGCAGAGGUCAAAGAAGAGAAAUCAGGAGAAAAGCCGGGGGAGGAGAAGGAAAAAAAUAAGCGGGAAGAGGCACUCACAGCAACUGAAACAACAGAUGCAAAGGAUAAAACCGAGGUGUCUGAUGUGAAGAAAGAGGAAGUCAAAGGUGAAAAGGAUGCUGGGAAAGAAGCCAGAGCGGCAAGGGAGGAUGCGCCCAAGGGUAACGGGAGGCCUCCCAUUGAGCGACCUCGCUUUAUGUUCAACAUCGCAGACGGGGGCUUCACCGAGCUGCACACUCUCUGGCAGAAUGAGGAGCGAGCUGCCAUCUCCUCGGGGAAGAUGAACGAGAUCUGGCACCGCCGACACGACUUCUGGCUGCUGGCGGGAAUCGUUAUUCACGGCUACGCCCGGUGGCAGGACAUCCAGAAUGACCCCCAGUUCGCCAUCGUCAAUGAGCCUUUCAAAUCGCAGGCGAACAAAGGCAACUUCCUGGAGAUGAAGAACAAGUUCCUGGCUCGACGCUUCAAGCUUUUGGAGCAGGCGCUGGUGAUAGAGGAGCAGUUGCGACGGGCGGCCUAUCUGAACAUGACCCAGGACCCCAGCCACCCGGCCAUGGCGCUCAAUGCGCGCUUUACAGAGGUGGAGUGCCUGGCGGAGUCACACCAGCAUCUCAGCAAGGAGUCGCUGGCUGGCAACAAGCCGGCCAACGCUGUCCUGCACAAAGUGUUGAACCAGCUGGAGGAGCUGCUGAGUGACAUGAAGGCCGACGUUACCCGGCUACCGGCCACGCUGUCCAGAGUCCCGCCCAUCGCCGCCCGUCUGCAAAUGUCCGAGAGGAGCAUCCUCAGCCGACUGGCCAGCAAGGGCACUGAGACGCACACACCCCCGCCCAUACCUCCAGGACCCUACGCAACCCCUCACAACUACGGAGGCCACUUCACCCCCGCCCCCCCGAGCGCCCUAUACAUGGGAGGGGCCAACUACAGUCAGAUGCCGCCCGGAUCCUUCAUAUCAGAAGCCGCCGCCGCUGCUGGGGCCACCGGGGGAGCUGCUUGGGGAGCCGCCGGAGGGCCAAACGCUGCUUGCCAGAAGACCAAGGAGCACGAUGUGGUGCACCGGCAGCGAGUGGUGGACCUUUGGAAGGACGGCAAGUCCGAGGGGGCCAUCGGGCAGGAGCUGAGGAUGCCCAAGUCCACGGUGCACAGCAUUAUCGUCAAGUACCGGCUCAGCAACACGGUGGAGAACCUGCCGCGCAACGGGCGACCAAAGAAACCCUGAAGGGAGGAGGAGACUCAUAAAGAAGAGAGAGGUCAUUUGGAUAAAACAUCCAGGAAUUAAACAAAAAUGGGACAGUGAAAGCUGAAAAGGAGAAACAAAAACCUGAAUGCUUGUGGAGGAAGUCCAAAAAGGACCCAAGGACAGAGCACUUUGACACUGCUGGAAUGUGAGGAAUAUAAAGGGGGAAGUGAAGCUCACUGGAUGGCUCAAAUACGGACAGGAGGCAAAAAGGAGAAGACACGAAAAGUAAAAAGAUGUGGCGGCACUUAAAAGAAAACAAGUAAUCAACUGCAGAGAGAGAGGGCCAAAUAAGAAGGGAGAGGUGAAAAGCUGGCUCUGAGAUCAAGCACUAAUGAUGAGUGGGGGGGGAGGUAGAGAGACAGGGAAAAAAGAGCAAUGACCUGUCUGGAACAAACAAAUCCUUCCAAAAGUAAAGAGAAAAGGCACUACUGAAAAUCUGUCUGUAGAAGGAUGGAAAAAGAUUGUAUGUUAAUGCAAUCACAGGUUUUCAGGAAUUCAUAUAUGAACGCAGAAACGGAGAAAAAAUGCAACAAAGGAGGAUUUUUUUUUCUCCCUAAAACUCCUCAGACAGAUUUCUUUUUCUGUUUCUCCCUCUGCGGACAAAAAGAUUUCCCCCUGGAUCAAUUCUUCAUCCGCCGACUGACUGAACAUGCCUGUCCCCUCGCUCUAACCCUGUACUCCCUCAUUCCUCCACGGUCUUUCCCUCCUCCGUCUCUCUUUCUCAGUCUAACACAUACAUGCAUGUAUCUAUACACUGUGGACCUCACACACAACCUGAAAACCUACAAAGAACUUAAUUCUGCUUGGUACAGGCAGAUGAAAUCCAAACUUGGAAUAAAAAGGGAUGAACUCAGAUUAUCUUGCAAAAAAAAAAGGAAAGAAAGAAAAAGAGUUUAAAACACUUCUUCCCAUGGACUCUUUUGCCCUAGCAUUCCAACCAAGCAUAGAAACAAGAACCAUAGAUAUA